AUGGCCUUCCCAUCUCCCUCCCAACGCCUGUUCUACAAGAUUGGGGAGUGGGGGGGGGGGGUGGGGGGGGGGGGGGGGGGGGGGGGGGGGGGGGGGGGGGGGGGGGGGGGGGGGGGUGGGGGGGGUAACAGCGACGGGGGGAUCCUGGGCAACUCUGGCCUUUGUAACGGCCCCUGCGGGGAAGGAACUCGCUCGCGGCUCGCUCCUGUCCAGUGCCGGCCAGCGCCGGACCACAGAGGGCCCCAGCCCCGAUAG
Molecule: messenger RNA, 255 nt
Organism: Knipowitschia caucasica
Lineage: Eukaryota; Metazoa; Chordata; Actinopteri; Gobiiformes; Gobiidae
Source: the annotation of a GenBank genome assembly